Xenopus laevis (African clawed frog) is the source of this 2328-nucleotide messenger RNA. Its product is annotated as vomeronasal type-2 receptor 116. The record is from RefSeq and is a predicted model, not a curated record. The coding region runs from base 1 to 2328 and encodes 775 amino acids. Lineage: Eukaryota; Metazoa; Chordata; Amphibia; Anura; Pipidae. The transcript has 7 exons.
AUGAUUAAGGAGGAAUCACAUUCUGAAGUUUUUCUCCUAGCUUCAUCAAAGGCACAAUAUUUUCCCAGUCCCAGUCCCCAUCAUUAUGAGGACAUAAUUUCCUUGUUGUUUGCCAUUGAUGAUAUCAACAAGAACCCUGAUCUGCUGCCCAACAUCACUGUGGGAUAUCAAGUAUAUGAUUCAUGUAUGGAGCCAAGUCUUGCUAUAGGUAAUAUACUGCAGAUAUUAUCAGGUCCAGGGGAAAUGGUUCCUAAUUACUCCUGUGGAGACUAUGGAAAAGUUGUUGCAUUUAUUGCAGAUCGGUCAAUUGUUACAACCCUACCUAUAGCACAAUUUCUGACCUCAUAUGGAUACUCACAGAUCAGUUAUGGGGCCACAGACCCAGUGCUGAAUGACAGAACACUAUAUCCAUAUCAUUUUAGUACAGGACUAAAUGAUGAUGUUCAGCACAUUGCUAUAGCUGAACUGGUGGAACGUCUGGGUUGGACCUGGGUGGUCAUUCUGGCACCUGGUGAUGAUCGUGGAGAAAGAGAGAGUAAGAACCUCAGGAAUGAGAUCAAUAAACAUGGAGCAUGUGUUGACUUCAUUGGGACUCUAACAGAAGAUAGAAUUACAAAUAUAAGAACAUUAACAAGGAUACAAACAUCUACUGCAGAGGUUGUUGUCUUGUGUGGGGGACUUUUUCAUACUCAAUCUUUAAUUUCCCUUGUAGAGACAAUGAUAAAAGACAAGACCUUGGUCAUUCCACAAACGUGGCUUCAGUUGUAUUCCUACAUGUUAUUUAAUGGCAGUCUCCUUUUCUUUAUUGAAAACAACCUGUGUUAUGAGAGAAGUGAAAACAAUUCAUAUGGAUUGGUUGUUAAAGAAGACAUUUUAUAUAAAGACCUAUACUUUUAUAUGCUCAGAUGUGUGACACAUGAUAAAGAGAAGGAUUAUUUAUUUCAGCAGGUUUAUGGAACUGUUUUUAAUAAUUGUUCCAGUUAUGAAACAUCAGUUUGGCCACACAAACCUAAUUACCAAGUGUACAGAGCAGCAACUGGAUUGGCACAUGCAGAACAUCUCAUGCUCUCCUCAUCUGGAAAAUCCCAUCAUAAAGAUAUUCACAAAUACAUUCACAGAAAACAGAUUCUGAAGUCCCAGUGUUCUCCAAACUGCCCUCCCGGCUACAGAAAAGUCACAAGGGAAAGAGCGCCGCCCUGCUGCUAUGACUGUGCCAGAUGCUCAGAGGGGGAGAUCUCCAACUUAACUGCUGAUAUGGAAAAUUGUCUAAAAUGUCCCAUCUAUAAAUGGCCAAAUAUUGAGAAAACCAUGUGUAUUGAGAAGCAAACUGAGUUCCUCUCAUAUGAAGGUGAUUCCCUAACUCUGGUCUUUAUUGUCCUCUCUGUGGUGUCUAUUUUAUUAGUGACAGUUAUAUUAGGAAUCUUUAUUUCAUUUCGAGAUACUCCAUUAGUGAAGGCCAACAAUUGCAAUCUGAGCUUUAUUCUCCUUUUCUCCAUCAAGCUGAGCUUCCUCUCUGUGUUUUUGUUCCUUGGUCGCCCAUCUGAUAUAACCUGCAUCCUCCGACAAACCUCUUUUGGGAUCAGUUUCUCCAUAGCUAUGUCUUCUGUCCUGGCAAAAACAAUUAUGGUUUGUAUUGCUUUCAAAGCCACCAAGCCUAAUAGUUCCUGGAGAAACUGGUUGAAAAUACAACUGGCCCAUCGUAUUAUUGUCACUUGUUCAUUUAUUCAGACUCUAAUUACUGUAAUCUGGCUGACCCUUUCUCCACCAUUUGUGGAGCUGAACCUUCUUUCUGAACCUGGAAAAAUCAUCAUUCAAUGCAACGAGGGCUCAGUAGUUGCCUUCUAUAUUGUUCUCUCCUACAUGGGAUUGUUGGCGUCUGGUAGUUUCAUUGUAGCUUUCUUGGCUCGGACAUUACCGGACAGUUUUAAUGAGGCCAAGUACAUCACUUUCAGCAUGUUGCUCUUCUGCAGUGUUUGGAUCACAAUGAUCCCGGCCUAUCUGAGCACCAAAGGCAAAUACAUGGUGGCAGUGGAAAUAUUUGCCAUAAUCUCUUCAAGCUGUGGCCUUCUCUUCUGUAUAUUUCUACCCAAAUGUUACAUUAUUAUAUUUAAGCCAAAGAGGAAUACAAAGCAAUUUUUAAUAAUUAAGACAGAUAAUGGUCCUACAUUCAAUGGACAUACAUUUCAACAAUUUGCUGGAUACCUUGGAUUCAAACACAGAAAAAUAACUCCACUCUUGCCAAAGGCCAAUGGAAUUGUUGAGAUAUUCAUGAUCAGUCUAGCACCUAGAAUGAUCAUGAAUAUCUCAACAGUUCCACCUAGAGUCUAG